Molecule: messenger RNA, 1350 nt
Organism: Argentina anserina (silverweed cinquefoil)
Lineage: Eukaryota; Viridiplantae; Streptophyta; Magnoliopsida; Rosales; Rosaceae
Product: 2-oxoglutarate-dependent dioxygenase DAO-like
Exons: 3
Coding region: 241-1143 (300 amino acids)
Molecular function (GO): 2-oxoglutarate-dependent dioxygenase activity
Source: RefSeq, a predicted model, not a curated record
UGUUACUUUAAGCUUUUACCAAUGGAGGAGAUAAGAGGUGCAGAAUUAGACAUACAAUGAAGGAUUUGGACAAACAAUGGAGUCCAAGAUAAUCCUCCAAUCCAAAUAAAGAAAUGAACUGGGAACGUUUUUGGAAGUACAGAUUACAACUACAAGGAACUGUCCGUUAUAAAAAGCAGACUGAACUGACCCAUCCAUAGGGUGAUUGCCAGAGAAAACCAAGAAGAAAGAAACUCAAAAAUGGCUGUUCCUGUUAUUGAUCUGAAUCAGUUUCCAAAUUCUGAAGAGUACAAAAAGCUGAGGGAAGCAUCAGAGGAAUGGGGCUGCUUCAGGUUAGUCAACCACAAGAUCCCAUUGACACUCAUGGCAGAGAUGAAGAAAGUGGUGAGAUCUCUUCUUGAUCUUCCCACAGAGAUCAAGAAGAGAAACACUGAUAUCAUAGCCGGCAGUGGCUACAUGGCUCCCAGCGAGAUCAACCCUCUCUAUGAGGCUCUCGGACUCUACGACUUGGGUUCAUCUGAGGCUGUUCGAACGUUUUGCUCGCAGUUGGAGGCUUCAUCUUACCAAAGAGAGGUCAUAGAGAAGUAUGCAGGAGCAAUUUAUGAGCAGAUAGUUGAUAUAGGACACAAGUUGGCAGAGAGUCUUGGGGUGCAGACUGAUUUUCUGAAGGGAUGGACUUGCCAAUUUAGGAUUAACAAGUACAACUUCACUCCUGAAUCCGUUGGAUCAUCCGGAGUUCAGAUACACACCGAUUCCGGCUUUCUGACCAUUCUUCAGGAUGAUGAAAACGUUGGAGGUCUAGAAGUAAUGGAUAACUCUGGUGUGUUUGUACCUGUUGACCCUUGUGCAGGCACUGUCCUUGUCAACCUUGGAGACAUUGCUAAGGCAUGGAGCAAUGGGAGGCUAUGCACUGUGAAGCACAGAGUGCAAUGCAGGGAAGCCACCAUUCGAGUCUCUAUUGCAUCAUUUCUGUUAGGCCCAAAGGAGGAAGCAGUGGAAGCUCCUCCGGAGUUUGUCGAUUCCGAGCACCCGCGUCUCUAUGCCCCUUUCACUUAUGAAGAAUAUAGAAAGCUCAGAGUCUACAAUAAAUUACACGCUGGUGAAGCUCUUGAACUUGUGCGCAAACUGCGCAUGGAGUCCUAAUUAGCUGAUACGAUCCAAGCUAGCUGGCAUAUAUACAUGUCACCUUGCCUUAUACAAGUUUACUAAAUAAGCCAUUCUAGACCCGUAUUUAUACUAACGGAAUAUGUCUAAUAUUGGAUGGUCAAAUCAGAUUUGUUCUAUGAAUCUAUCAGCUGUUCUUGAAUAUACUACCGGUUUUAACAUGCAAUGAAAAAGAAAAUCAAUGAA